CUCUUCAUUGUAAGGUGUCUGUUGUUGGUUGGCAUAGGUCAUUGGGAGGUUUAUGUUGUUUAUUGCAAGGUGUCCCUUAAUAGAGUCUCUAUUGAAUUCAUCGUUUUUGCAAAAAAAGUAGACUGAGCUCUUCAAGUCUUACUAUUUGAAGAUGAAACUUUCAUAGAUGAAAAUUUAGAAAUAAAGUGUCAGCUGUCAAUGAACUUGGAUAUGAUCUUUUUGGAGAAAACAUUUUAAAAGGCAGUGUAUCUCACCUUUCAAUGGUUUACCAAAACAAAGGAAACUAUUUCAGUGAGUAUUCAUUUCAUGACAAAGAAUGUCUCUUACUUGCUAUUGGUCAGUUUUACUGAUUUGUCAUGCUUGACUAAUCUUAAGGACACUUGAAAGUCAACAAAGAAAUGCCAACGAAGGUGCAACACACUGCCUAUCACACAGAGAGUUCAAAAAUAUAGUAAGAAAACAACCCUUAGAGCAGAUAUCUAGCAUUUGAUAAUGGUUGGCUUUGAAAUAUAGGUAAAUGUAAUAUUGUCUUUCUCUUUCGAAAAUUUAGUCUCAGAGAACUUAACUACAUUGCAAAUGCACCAACCAAAUGCAAGAAAAUUUUAAAGUGGAGUUGUUGCCGAUAAACAAAUACUGCCAUGGCUAGUACUAGUAGAAAGCAAUUUCUUAGUACUUUGGAUGAAGAGACACCCCGUGAUUUCAAUGCGAUAAUGAGACGAAAUAACAACAACAAUGAUGAUGUAUUCCACAUUGGUGAGGCCCUAGAAACUUUCUCAAAAGAUCAAAUCACUUUAAUGUGGAAACAGUUGUCAAGAUUUUGUGCUUCAGCAUUGCAAGAAUCUAAUUUUGAAGAAGAAGAAAGCCAACCAGAGGAGUUAGUGGAAACACUGGAAACAUUGCAGAAUUUGACCUCAAUAGCACUCCACCAACUGUCAUCCAAAAACCCAGUUAUCACAAGUGAUAUGUUUCAAGUGGCAACUGUAUUACAUGGUAUUUUGUUAUCCUUGCCUGAAAAUGCAGCCAAGCUUCAAAAUGAUAUAUCAAAGUUGUGUGAGUAUUGGUUUAAUGCUGGGUUAACUGGGAAAGAAGAACUUCUCGGCAACACAAUCAUUUAUCUUCUAGCAAGAACACAUUUGCACACACCAACAAAAGUUGAUCUUGAAAGAGUCUGGGAUAUAAGAGAAUCCCUUCAGUUGUUUGACCUUGAAGAUGAAAGCUCAUCUGGCUUAAAGGCUCUUAUGCAGAGGUGUUUGAUGCAAGCACUUUAUCUUGAAACUGAACUGGGAAGGAAGAUUCUGGUGUACAUGUUUACAUUGCACCCAACUGUUGCUGAAGGGUUCCACAGCAACAUCAAAAAUCAGAUACCAUACUGUCAAAUGGUAUUUCUAGAUGCAUUGAGUGAAAUUUACUUCAAGUCGUGGAAAGAAUCAUCAGGGGAAUGCAAGAAGAAAAUAGAAGAAGGCUGUAUUCAAGAUCUGAUGCACUGUGCAGUUCAUGCCAAGAAGGCUAUUUUCGGAAGACUAGCAAGUAUGCUGAAUUAUUUUCACCAACAAAAGUGCCUGUUGGAAGUGGAAGAGAUGCUGUAUAAACUGUACCAACCUAUUCUUUGGAGAGCUUUGAAGGCUGCCAACCCACUAGUACGUGCGAAUGCAGCUUCACUUCUGAUUGAUGCUUUCCCGUUACAAGAUCCAUCUGGUGGAGUGGUUGAAAAUGAUGGCCUUAAGCAAAUGCAAUUCGAUGCUAUUGCUGAAUUGUUACAGGACAGUUUUCCUGCAGUGCGAGCAAUAGCUGUUCUUGGGGUUUGCAAGAUCUGCUACAGGUUCUGGGAAUUUCUUCCGGUUGCUACAAUCAAGGCAUUCUGUAAAAGACUGAUUGAAGAUCUGGCAUUCGAUGCAUCGUCCGGCGAAGUAAGAGUAGCAGUAUUCAAGGGUUUGAAAGUAUUAUUGAAUAACAAAUUGAGCCACACGUUGCUGAAAAUUUUGCUACCAUGUUUACGUGACUUGAUACAUGACAACUCCGAGAGAGUGAGGCGAGCAUUCCUUGAUUUCCUUAUACUUGUCAAGGGUGUUCGCAGUAUUAAGUUCUGGUCAAUUGUGCCAUUAGAGCAUCUGUUUGCCAGACUCGAAGUCGAAACAUCCAUCAGCUGUAUUAAACUGAUUGUCAAACUCCUUGCGAAUUCAUAUUUCCCUUCCAAAGCUAAUCAGACUAUCAAGCUUGCAAACUGUUUGGAACUAAUGCAGGCCAGUAGAGCAGCGGCCAGGACGUUCUUUAGGUUUGCUCAUCAGUCGACCAAUAUCCGAGUCUUAGCCAAUUUCAUCGUUCUACUGAGCGAAUGCUUGUUGGAGUGUAUCAAAAAUCCAGUUUUCCAACCGAACGAUGAGAACAGGGCUAGAAACUUUGAAAAGGGAGCAAUUUUGAGUGAAACGAGUGACGAAUUGUCAAUUGAAGAUGGAGGGCCUGACGCCGAAGAAGACGAAAUUGAUUUGCGCAAUCCGAAAUUGACUGCAUGUAUGAUUGAAGUGCUUACUAUAUCUUGGCUGAGCAUCAAACAGAAAUUGGACAGGGGAAAUCAUGAAAGUUUGAAGGAAAAACUAACUGGAAUUCUUAGCAGAGCAGUUCCUGAUCUGAUGCAAGGUUUCCAGGAUCGAGAGGCAGAAGCAGCAAUAAUAGUUUUGGCUUCAAGUCUGCCUAAAGAAUGUACCACUGUCGUCAGUGAUAUAUGUCUCGAUGCCUUUAAUGAACUGCCCUCAAACGCUGCACCAGAAGAGUUUGGACCCAUCGUACAACACCUUUGUACCACAGGGUUUGUUCCCGAUGUCCUUGAUCAUCUAUGUGGUCUUUUUCACAAAUGCCUCAAUCGACCAGGAAACACAGAAAAGGCAUCGCGCAAAAGAGGCAAAGGAUCGCCAUUAGAAGGACAGUCAAGCCGUCUGGCUGUUGAGAUCUUGUCGUGGAUUCUAGAACAUGCGUCAACUCGUGAUGCCAUUCUCAAAGAGAAAGGCAAAUGCGAAAAGCUCUGUGGUGUUCUAAAAAUUUCAAUGACAUGCCUUGAGGCGAUGUUGGAAGUUAAUCAAGAGAAGGCCUGUGAAGGCAAUCACAACCAAGAGAAGGGAGAAUUUUUGGCGCAAUCUCUCAGUUUAUGUUUAAGACUCUGUAUACACUUGGAAGGAAAGAGAGAAAAUCUGUUUGAACAAGGCGUUAACGUCGUUGAUGAGAUGACAGAGGUUUGUAAAUGGAUGGAUAAAGUUUUGCUGCCCGAACUUGAUAAAUAUGGAGGGACGAGUUUAGAAGAGGCAGCUUCAAAAUUGAUCGGUAAGGGCAAAGGCAAAAAACGGCACCACUCAGAUUCUACUGAUCAAAAUUUUGGCGUUUUUAUCCUAAAGAUUCUUCAGAAUCAACUGGAAAUGUGUUCAGAAAUCAUCAGUCUUGGAAUGGGAUCUUCUAUAUCGAACAGCCAUCUAACGGAAUUCAUUGAACACCUUUCCUGUCACGGUUCAUCCAUCUACAUUGUUCCGGACAUGAUGCGGACUGCGUGCGAUAUAACAGAAACAAGAUCACUCAACCGGGAUCAAGGUUCAGAUGAGCCAGAGCUCGUUCGUAGAAUUGUGAAAGCCUGCUUUGAAAGCAUCUCGAAAGCCAAGAUUCAUUCAAGUAGAGAAUGUGCUACUCAAGUGUUGGCAUCCAUUAAACGAGAUUUCACAGAAAUACUAAAAAACUGUUUCUGUAGCCAGUCAGUUGUGCCAACUUCAAGCCCUACAAUAAUAAAAGAGAUCUGGCUCUUGAUUGUUAAUGACGUCAUUCAUCAUCUUGAAAAUAAUGAAGAUCUGGUACGGUUCAGUAAUGUUAAUGAAUUGCCACUAGUUGCGUCCUUUAUUGUCAAUGCUGUCACCAGAUCAAAACAGCUGCAAAGGGCUUUGUUUGAAGAGCUACUUUGUUAUGUCAAUGAAGAUCAGUUAACAGACCAAAUGAAGACAUCAGCAGUUGUUAUCUUACUCGAUGUUCUCAUCUGUUCUGGAUCCCACAUGAAUGACGAAUUCUUGCAAAGAGCAGUUGUUGAUCUUAAGCGACUUCAAUCUAAAGUCUCCAUGUCUACUGGUGCAUCUGACUUGUUAUCUGAAAUGGUAAGCAAAACAGCUGAAUGUUGAGACUAAGAAUCAUACCUCAUACAGCUAUUCUUGUACCAAACAUGCGAUUGACUAAAUAAACAUCCUUUGAAUCAUAUCAUUGACUUGUAUCAUUGACUAAUCAGUAUAAUACUUCGUCGUGGAGUUACUUGCUUAAAAGUUGCGUUUUGUUGUGUUUUUUCCUCGAUGCCUUCUUCAUUUGCGAUACUUCUUGAUUGCCUCGUUUUAUCGGUUCUUGCAGUUAUUUAUUUUUUUUGUUUAAGAAGUAUUUAUGGCAUGGCAGUGUCUAUUUAAGAUGCUAAAAGAACAGAAAUCAUUUGACUGCAAGUUUCAAUUGAUAAGAAUAAAGUUUUUUGAUCCAUUGAACGAGAAACUCCACCCAACAUUGAAAACAAAGUUUGAAGUCAGAUUUUUAUUUAUAAAACAGACAUAAUCAUCUUUCUGAUUUAAUUUGAUAGACCAACCACAUAGGUUUAAUUAUGCCUACUUGAUCAUUCAGAACUUCUGUGGCACAUUCACAACUGUAGAAACUCGAUUUUCAUGGUUCUAUUGCUUGCCAUGUCCGGAAAAUGCACUAAGCGCUAAAACAAUUACUUAAACAUUAACUUUGGGCGUUAGGGAUCAAACUUGAAGAUGUAAUUACAGUAUAAUAUAUUAUAUUAUUAAUUUUGUUUGGUGUUUUGCUUGAUUAAAUCAUGAUUCAAACAUGAUUCAAACAGAUAUUGAAGAUGAAAUCUAGUAAGUAAGCUUUGCUCCGUAUGUUACAAGACAUUUGAUAAGAACUUGUGAUAACUCCUUUACCAUAGCUCGAACUCGCAAAUGAAACUCAGUUUUAAUAUUUCUUACCCCCUCCCCCCCCUCCUUUUGUUGCCAAAAGUUGCUAUAACUGUUAGCGACAACUAAACGGAAAAUGUGUUUGUUAACAACACGGUCAAGGUUUAUUACAUAUUCUAAGUUAGUACAGAUUUACUGUUACGUCUAUUUCAACGACUUUUUCUCCUAUUGACUCGAUUGCCUUCUGCGCUUCCUCGCAGGCUUGUGAAAAUUGAGCACAAAUCUGAUUCGCUUAAAACAUAUUUCAUUUUUGUUAUGCUACAGCAGAUUGAUACUGUGGAAAGUAGGGAGCUUUCCUGACAAAAGUUUGGUUAAAUCUUUAAUGCGGCAACAGACUUGGCGUUGUCACAGGGAUAAGGAGAAAUCGACUCCAAAAGAUUGAGUAACAACUCACGACUGUAUAAAAUAAAGUCUCUACAUUCGGAAUCCAAGAUAUCUCCUUGUAAAAUCGAAUGUGAUGUGUUAAUGUAAAUAGUUUUGGGACGAUUACGUAAAGGAUGAUUGAAGGGUUACUGGUUUCUGAAUUGAAGGUUCAGACUGUGUCAUCAUCGGUGAAACUACAAAGCUGUUUCUUGAUGUAAACAGUUCUUUGCAUCAAACGUAUCUUGGCACCUCCCAUUUUCUACUGAACAGAUCAUCAAGCGAAGAUAAAAUUGAGUGCAAUUUGAUCAAGACCAGCUAUUUCUCAAUAAAGAUUUUGUCAUUCUGCUUGUGACGAAUGUGCUCGUGAUAAUUAUUAUGUAAUUCACCUGAUCAAUUUUCAUCGAAAUUUUUGAUGUGGCAAGUUUCAUUGCUAAUUUGAUGUGGCAAAUCAUGAUAUUACAAUUAUGUCUACUUUUUUAUAAGAAGACUACAAUUUCAAACCCCACAAGGAAAAUGUUUUCUUGCUUCUUAUCGAUGAAAUUACAGUUUUUUAGGAAUAACUCCAUUUUGAAAAGCAAAGCUUUGGAAUCCUUUGAAUGAUAAAUGUCUUCCCGGGUUUUUUCUCUCGCUGUGUUGAGAUUUGCUGGAUAUUGAAAUUUUCCUUUCGUUUUCAUGUGGUUUUCCGUCUGGAAAUUUGAAGUGAAUCGAUUCAGUCCAAGUGUCUACUAAGUCUAUUAUUGAUCACAGAGAAUCAAUAAUUUCGGUCCAACAACGUACAAACAUACGUAUGUCAUUCCCUGGCAAAAUUUCAAUCAGGGUUGAAAUAGCUGUUCAAAAACCACCCCGUGUCGAGGUUUCGCAUAUAAGCUGAGGCACCAUGAAAUAAAACAUCCUUCUACACUUUUUUUAAUAAGAACUAGUAAAUUUAACUUCAGGCUGAUUGUUUUUAAUUCUUUCGAAAAUCUGAGGCUGGAUUGUUCAUAAUUUGUUCUUGAAUUAAUAGGGUGUAAGCACUAUGAUUGCUAGCUUUUUCGCUCUAGGGAGGUGUUCAGGCCUCAUUUGCCAACAAAGUAUGUGAGACAACCUUGAUUUACCGCCAUGUCUGAAUAUUCACCGAAGAAGCACCCA
Rhopilema esculentum is the source of this 6449-nucleotide messenger RNA. RefSeq names its product condensin-2 complex subunit G2. NCBI's taxonomy places the organism in Eukaryota, Metazoa, Cnidaria, Scyphozoa, Rhizostomeae, Rhizostomatidae. Gene Ontology annotation, cellular component: nucleus; condensin complex. The record is from RefSeq and is a predicted model, not a curated record. Gene Ontology annotation, biological process: mitotic sister chromatid segregation.